UUUAUCGGCCCCUGGGGCGCAGCAGCGCGGAGCUGCCGCGGGGGGGCGCGGCAGGCGGGAGGGCGGGCGGUGCCUUCCCCCGCCCCGUCCGCCCCGUCUGCCCCGUCCCGGCUGGUAGCGGCCGCCGCCCGGCGGAGCAGUGCGCAGCAGGUGCCUGUGGGACACGCAGGGAGCCGGCAUGGCGCAGCCCAGCGCACCCCCUGCCUAUGAUGACAAGAACCCUCUGUACCCCCCACCCCCGGCCGGGUACCCCCAGCCCCCCCACUAUGGGGGGUACCCCCAGCCCGGGGGUUACCACCCGCAGCCUGGGGGAUACCCCACAGCAGGGGGAUACUCACAACCAGGGGGGUACCCCCAGCCAGGGAUGGCCAUGCCCACCAUGCCUAUGCGGUUUGGUGACAAUGGCAUGGGGGAUGGCUCCCCAUUCCAAUCGGCCGACUGGGAUGACAGGAAAGUCCGGCACACCUUCAUCCGCAAGGUCUAUGCCAUCAUCUCCCUGCAGCUCCUGGUGACGGUGGGGAUCAUCGCCGUGUUCACCUUUGUCCACCCUGUCCGCUCCUUCGUCCAGAGGAACGUCGCCAUCUACUAUGCCUCAUAUGCUGUGUUCCUGGUGACCUACCUGGUGCUCGCCUGCUGCCAGGGUCCCCGGAGACGCUUUCCCUGGAACAUCAUCCUGCUGAGCAUCUUUACGCUGGCCAUGGGGCUGAUGACGGGGACAAUUGCCAGCAUGUACCGGACCAACGCUGUCCUGAUCGCCAUGCUCAUCACUGCCAUCGUGGCCAUCAUUGUCACCAUCUUCUGCUUCCAGACCAAGGUUGAUUUUACAUCGUGUCCGGGUCUCUUCUGUGUGCUGGGCAUCGUGGUCAUGGUGACCGGCAUCGUCACCGCCAUCGUCCUCUCCUUCAAAUACGUCCCCUGGCUCCACAUGCUGUACGCAGCCAUCGGCGCCAUCGCCUUCACCCUGUUCCUUGCCUAUGACACCCAACUUGUGCUGGGGAACAGGAAGAACACAUUAAGCCCUGAGGAGUACAUCUACGGUGCCCUCACCAUCUACACCGACAUCAUCUACAUCUUCACCUUCAUCCUGCAGAUCGUGGGCCGCGAUUAGCGUGGGACCCCUCCUGUCCCCACC
Molecule: messenger RNA, 1132 nt
Organism: Neopsephotus bourkii (Bourke's parrot)
Lineage: Eukaryota; Metazoa; Chordata; Aves; Psittaciformes; Psittacidae
Gene: TMBIM1
Product: transmembrane BAX inhibitor motif containing 1
Exons: 12
Coding region: 179-1108 (309 amino acids)
Biological process (GO): negative regulation of apoptotic signaling pathway
Cellular component (GO): Golgi apparatus; membrane; endoplasmic reticulum
Source: RefSeq, a predicted model, not a curated record